AUGCUUACUGCCAAUCCUCUCGCAGCUUUGGUAACACGGACAGGCCUGACUAACGGGUGGAGUGACCCUUCAGAGCUCCCCCCCCUUUUUUUGUCACUAAUGAAUGCCACUCUGCUAAUUGGUUUUACCCGAAGAAUUAUGUAGGAUGUUUUCUCCCUGGGCACGUCGUGUUUCUUCGCCUGCGAUUUAUAUCUUGCUUAUUGAUGCGGGCGUGAACGAAUGAAAAUACACCCUGGCCAUGGUUAUCUUUCACACAACGGCUAAUCAAUCAUCUUGCUUGUUGUCGAACUUGCUUCAUUCAACCUGCAUGCUGAUGAUAUUGCUUAAGGGGGGGCUGAUGGGGGGAGGAGAAUGAGGUAAGGUAAAAGGUAAAGGACCCCUGGACAGAUUAAGUCCUGUCAAAGGCAAAUAUGGGGUUGCAUCGCUCAUCUCGCUUUCAGGCUGAGGGAGCAGGUGUUUGUCCACAGACAGCUUUCUGGGACAGCAGGACUAUGUGGUAUGUAAAGUUGCAGUCAAGUGCAACAUUCUGACAGAGGACUAACGGCCUCCAUGUUCUAACCGGUUGCUGCGACAACCAGUUUGUUGGUUGCUGGUAGUUAAGAAAGAUAACUGCUCAGUUGCAGUCACCUCAGGACCAACUUCCCUCUGGUAGAGUUUAUUUGCUUGUUACGUAACCUAAGCCUGCCUUCAGGUAAAGUUAAAGGUAAAGGUAAAGGGACCCCUGACCGUUAGGUCCAGUCGUGGCCGACUCUGGGGUUGUGGCGCUCAUCUCGCUUUAUUGGCCAAGGGAGCCAGCAUACAGCUUCCGGGUCAUGUGGCCAGCAUGACUAAGCCGCUUCUGGUGAACCAGAGCAGCACACAGAAACACCGUUUAUCUUCCUGCUGGAGCGGUACCUAUUUAUCUACUUGCACUUUGACUUGCUUUUGAACUGCUAGGUUGGCAGGAGCUGGGACCGAGCAAGGGGAGCUCACCCUGUUGUGGGGAUUCGAACCGCCAACCUUCUGAUUGGCAAGCCCAAGAGGCUCGGUGGUUUAGACCACAGCACCACCUGCUCCAUAAAUGAGGUAGAGGAAAGAGGCCAGUUCCUAGUUUACAUUGGUGCAUCUAGCUCAGUAGUCUAGACUCUGCACUGACUGGCAGUGACUUUCCAGGGUUUCAGCCUUACCUGAAGACACCAGGAAUUCAACCUAGAACCCUUUUGCAUGUAAAGUGUGUGCUCCACCAUCGAGAUAUGGACCUUCAUGUUCUAUAGGACCCCUGCUAUGAAUGUUCUAAAGAACCCUGGCUUUCAAAGGACUCUUUGUUGGAGACAUCUUCUAGUUCUGUUUGCCUCUGCUAAAUGGCUUCAUAUCUGUUCUUGUAUCCAGUCCUCCUCUGCUCCCACCCUACCAUGAUUCAUUGGACUUAUCUCUGUCUGCUUCAAGGAAGCUACCUUGAAUGGAGUCAGACAUCUGAAGGCAACCCUGUAUUGGGAAAUUCUUAAACAUCUAAUGUUUUACCAUUUUUAUGUGCUGUAAGCUGCCCAGACUGGCUGAGGAAACUCAGCCAGAUGGGUGGGGUAUAAAUAAUAAAAUUAUUACCAUCAUUAUUAUUAUCAUUGCUCUGUCCUGCCAACAUUGAUUGGAAGUGGCACUCCAAGAUUUCAGGUGGAGAAUCUCUCGCAGCCAGGGAUUGAAUUUGGGGUCUUCUGCAUGCAUAAAAGUUGCUCCACCACAAACGGCAGCCCUUCCAUGUAUCUUGCUGCCAGGGAUUAAAAGUACAAACUGAGUUUCAUUUUUCAGAUUGCUCCAGAAAGCGUGAAUUAGGUAGGAUCACCUUUAAACCAAAUUGAUUUUCUCCUCCAACCCUAGUUAUCUUCAUGAACUUGUCUGUCAUCCUUGGGCAGGGGCCGUGCCAACCUGCACCAUCCCAGUGUUUGCAUCUAUGCUGCCAAGGCAUGUUUCAUCCAGAACAUGGAGUAAAGGCAUCUCUGAUUAAGGCCUCCUUGCAUGGUUCCGUUUUGCCUGAAAUCCUAUUCCGUCUUUCCACAAAAGUUUUUUCUUCUUCUCUCUUUCUCUGUUCUGUUCAUAAAUUUAAUUCCCAGCCCUGGGAUUUUUGUCUUGCUUUUUUUUUAGUUCUGAUGAGAGUGAACAGCUGGCUUGUACUGUGGAUUUUGUUGACAGCAUUCAGUUGUUACUCUUUUUUUUUUUGGUCAGACGGAGCCUGCGUCGCUUUGUCUGGCUACUGUCUGACAUGUCAACUUACACACUGCUCCAGCCCCCAGCUGUUGCCUCCUUUCAUGCUAUGGAUCGCACUUUGCAUUAGAUUUAAACGUGCCUUCAGAAAAUAGUAAUAAUAAAAAUGUCGGCAGAGCUGAUCAGUUGCCACAGCAACCUGUAAAAUGGGAGAAAUCUGAUCCUGGAGCAGCCAAGAACUUUGUUGGAAAGGAUUUCUGCAUAUGCAUUUGAGGGCACACUUAUCGGCCCAUCUUGAAAGUGAUCAUAAUGGCAGCUGAAGAGGCACUGCUUUGAACACUGAAAAUGCAAUGAAAACCUUGAUUUACUUAAGGGAAAAACACAACUUCAAAACCCCGUUAAACUUUUGAUGUGUGUUACAAAGACUUUGGGAAGUGUCUCGACACAACAUUUUGCCUCCAAGGAUGGUGGGACAAAUGAAAGUAAAAGAAAGAAUAGAUAAUUCUGUUGUUGUUUUUUACUUCUGUUCACGCUAUUUUUCCUUGUUGUUGUUUAGUCGUUUAGUCGUGUCCGACUCUUCGUGACCCCAUGGACCAGAGCACGCCAGGCACUCCUGUCUUCCACUGCCUCCCGCAGUUUGGUCAAACUCAUGCUGGUAGCUUCGAGAACACUGUCCAACCAUCUCGUCCUCUGUCGUCCCCUUCUCCUUGUGCCCUCAAUCUUUCCCAACAUCAGGUUCCAGGGAGUCUUCUCUUCUCAUGAGAUGGCCAAAGUAUUGGAGCCUCAGCUUCACGAUCUGUUCUUCCAGUGAGCACUCAGGGCUGAUUUCCUUAAGAAUGGAGAGGUUUGACUCUCAAGAGUCUCCUCCAGCACCAUAAUUCAAAAGCAUCAAUUCUUCAGCGGUCAGCCUUCUUUAUGGUCCAGAUCUCACUUCCAGACAUCACUACUGGGAAAACCAUAGCUUUAAAUAUAUGGACCUUUGUUGGCAAGGUGAUGUCUCUGCUUUGUCAUUGCUAUUUUUCCUUAACUGAGACCAAUUCAUACUUGGCACAGUGUCUGAUUGCGCAAACAACUUCACCAAUAUAUUUUCUUCAGGUUUCCACCAUUGAUUUUCCAAUUUAACUGAGCAGCCUGGAAGCCACUGUGGAAUGUAUCUUCCUUGGACUGCUUGGACGGCAAUUACCCUAGGAGAGGCAAAUAAGAAUGCCCUGGGGUGGUUUCCGGUUAGCAUGGCAGGCACCCCAUCCAAUACCCUCAUCUCACUAUGGAACGGUCAGAUGAGAAGAGCUAUCAAUGUGGAUCAUCCUGAGCACCCUCUCCAGCUCUGUGGAGUUCAGCUGUCUCAUUGCUUUCCAGGAGAGUUUCAAGCGAUGAAACUGGACCACAGCUUGAGUUGAAGAUGGGAGGUGGAGCAAGCUUGUUUUCUUCUGCUCCGAAGGGUGGAACCUGAACCCACAGCUUCAGGUUACAAGAAAGGAGAUUCCAACUAAACAUCAGGAAGACCUUUCUGAUGAUGAAAGUUGUUUGACAGUGAAACGGUCUCCUUUGGGAGGUGGUGGAAUCUUCUUCCUUAGAGGUUUUAAAGCAGAGGCUGGAUGACCAUCUGUCAUGGAUGCUAUAGUUGACAUUCCUGCAUGGGGUGGGGUUGGACUUGAUGACUCUUUGGGUCCCUUCCAACUCUACAUUUCUGUGAUUAUCAGUCAGGGGACUCUGGAUCUGAGAAGUAGAUAAACAACCUAUUCUGGAAGGGGUUGUUCUUCCUGUGAAUGACCAGGUAUGUAGUCUGGGGUACUCCUUGAUUCAACUUUGACACUGGACACCUAAGUUGCUGCAAUGAUCUGGAGUGCAUAUUUCCACUCCAUGCCCAAGUGAGCUCCCAAUUAGACUACUAUGAUGUGCUCUGCACGGGGCUGCUCCUGAAUAUAUAUUGCUGCUAGUGCAAAAUGCGGCCGACAGAGUUUUGACUCAUCAAGGCGAUGUGAGAUCAUAUAGCACUAUAGUCCUUAAAGAUCUGCAGUUCAAGGUGAUGGAUUUGAGGUAUAAAGUCCUAAACAGCUUAGGACUCAGCUACUGUCCUGAGCAUGGUUUCAGAUUCCACCACCAAGUGAAAUCCAGGCUACUCAUGGUUCCCACACCACUAAGUUAAUACCAGAAAGGACCAGAAAGGAUUGUUCAAUGCUUGGCCCUUAUUUAAAGCAUCAUUGAGAAGUUGUGAGGGGAUACAGAAGUUCUCUCUGUGGUCUUGACAGUGAUGAGUCCUUCACACCACCAACCUUUUAGCAUUCAGCACAUGAUGAACCAGCAUGCAUUUAUUGACUGGAAGACAAUUAUCAAAAUGAGCUAAGCGAUUUUACACAAAGUACAGAGAAAGCAAUCUUCAAGGUUCUUUUUUUUAAAAAAAAUGGAGCCAUUUAAUGCUCAACAAUGCGUCUUUGUUUUGCACUUAAAUCCCCACUAAAGCUCCUAGUUGCAAAAGUUAAAUCGUGAGAUUUCCCCUCCCCUAACUAAUGAUUUCACCAUUUUUUAAUGGGAGAACAGGGCUGUUACACGUGUCCUCAUUUUCACCUGUGAAAUGGGUCCAGGCCAGGAGGCAAGGCAGAAUUAGCUAGGUUUGGAAACAAGAAGACAAAGGGCAGGAUUCCCCUACUGAGCUCUGUUAGGGGCUGCCUUAUACUCCAUAUAUCGUUUGCUUUCUGAGCAGGAUAUAUACAUCUUUACUGAAUGUCCACUUAUUAGGGUUUUAGCCUUGUUUUAAAUGCAUGUGUUUUUGUGUGUUUUUUCAACUGUUUUUAAUUAUUGUUAGGUGUAAAUCACUUUCACAUGGUGGUUUAGAAGGUGAUUAAUAAAUUAUUUGUAAUAAUAAUAAUAAUAAUAAUAAUAAUAAUAAUUUCAGUACUGUCUACACCAGGUAUCUUUGACCUUUUAGACCCACAACCCACUUUUAACCCAAACAUUUGGGGUUCUGCUUUCUUAAUCUUGCCUGGUGGUAGUGCUUGGAUUAAGCCAUAACCCCCGAGGGAGCGGGUGGCGAUGUGGUCUAAACCACGGAGCCUCUUGGGCUUGCCGAUCAGAAGGUUGGCAGUUUGAGUCUGCCCAAUGUGGUGAGCUCCCAUUGCCCUGUCCCAGCUCCUGUCAACCUAGUAGUUCAAAAGCAGACCAGUAUGAGUAGAUAAAUAGGCACCUCUCUGGCGGGAAUGUAAAUGGUGUUUCUGUGUGCUCUGGUACUCGGCAAGAUGCUCUGCCAUUGAGUAAUGGGCCUUCCCCAAAAACGGACUGGAAAAAAAAAUCUUCUCUGUCCCUAAACACCCCAGAUCUGUUUGUUAAGCAUACGGCAUCAAGCCUUGAGGCAUGUGACCUGACAGAGCAUUGGUGCAAUGUGUUCCCACCACAACCCCAGAGGACUGAUUUUUUAAAACCCCAAAGUUUUCAUUGAAAGAUUCUCCUCUAAACCAAGAAGCCAUUAGCGGAGGUUAUCAGAGUUUACUAAGCAGACUACCUACCUACUCAAAGGCAAGGCUGUCUUAUCCUGAAUGCGCAUUUCCUAUAGACGCUCAAAUAAUACACAACACCAAUUAGCAUUAAUGAGAGCUUAAAUCACCCCAUGCUGAGAUACGAAUAUAUAUAAUAAGCACUGUGAGCUCGAGGAGGAAAAUGUGUUGAGGUAAAUCUAAAUGAGGAAAUGGUAAUGCAGAUCAGAAAUGGUGGUAUUUGUAGACCUGGAUAACAAACCACAGAGAGGGGAGCAAAAGGCAUCUGCUGGCAGAAACUUCAAGCCAGGGCUGGAUCCAGGUUUGAGGGAACACAUGGCAAAGGGCCCUCCAGCAGAACCUGCCUACAUCAGAGGGUCUCCUGUCAGGAGAAGGGUUGCAGCUUAGUGGUAGAGCAUCUGCUUUGCAUACAGAACGUCCCAGGUUUGAUUCCCAGCAUCUCCAAGUUGGACUGGGAAUGUGUCGGGUCUGAAAUCCUGGAGAGCCAGCACCCGUCAGUGUACAAAAUACUGAGCUAAAUGGACCGUUGAAGCACUAAGAGCGGUAGUCUGAUAAUCUGGGGAACCGGAUUCGCGUCCCCACUCUGCAUGCAGCUGCUGGGUGACCUUGGGCCAGUCACACUUCUCUGAAGUCUCUCAGCCCCACUCACCUCACAGAGUGUUUGUUGUGGGCGAGGAAGGGAAAGGAGAAUGUUAGCUUCUUUGAGACUCCUUCGGGUAGUGAUAAAGCGGGAUAUCAAAUCCAAACUCUUCUUCUUCUUCUACUAUAGCCAGCACCAGGUAGAUAGGUGGCAGGGGUUGCCAUUUUAAUUUCCCACAAUGCACUUCAUGUAGGCACUGUGAAGCCCUGAGCUGGCUCAACCAGUGCAGGUCAGAGCACAUGAAAAAGCAUAGCUAGGUGGCUCCAGAUCAGGCCUUUUCUGGUGGGCACUGCCAGGGUGCAAAUAUCUCACAGACAAGAGGUUAUCUCGGGCUUUACUGAUCUGGCACCCUACCAGAUAUUUGGACUACCAAUAUUUGGCCCACCGAACCCUAUAGCACUCUGCCUCCAACAAAGUUUGAGAAGCCAGGCAUCACACAGCAGCAUGGAAAUGGACCAAAGGACUUCUGAAAACAUUCCUUCUGUCUUUGGAAAGGCUUUACUCCUGUCACAGAGCUAAAAUGCCCAGAGUGGUUCAACAAUCAGUCCCUCUUUCCGGGGAACAUUGUAGCUCCCUGAAGGGGAAUUGGGGAUCCACUAUUUAAUCUCAGAAGCCUUAACAAACUACCAUCCCCAUGUUUCCAUACACUCCAAGUGUCCUCAUUUUCCAGGAACAGUGCUGGUACAGUGGUACCACAGGAUGCGAACAGGAUCCGUUCCGGAGCCCCGUUUGCAUCCAGAAGCAAACGUAACUAGCGAUGGCAUGUCUGCACACGUGUGCGUCGCUUUUUGCCGCUUCUGCGCAUGUGCGUGACGUCAUUUUGAGCGUCUGCGCAUGCUCUAGCAGUGAAAGCCGGAAGUAAUGUGCUCCGUUACUUCUGGGUUGCCAUGGAGCGCAACUCGAACGUGCUCAACAUGAAGCAUAUUCAACCCGAGGUAUGACUGUAUUGUAGAAGCCUUCUCGGUUUCGGAUCUGAUCCUGGAAUGCCCUACUUUCUCUUUUUCCUCCGCGCCAUGUCUCAGAGACCAAUUAAAAGUGUGUGCAGUGGUGGAGAAACCCUCUCUGGCAUCCGGGGCAGGAUGCCGAGGGUGGGGCAAACUGCCCGGUGGUGCAUGCAUGACAUCCGUACGGACUGCGCACAUGUGGCAUCCCCUAUGGACUGCGUACAUGCAGCAUCCCAUACGGACUGCACACAUGCGGCAGCCGUGAGGUCGCCAUGCGAGAAGCAGCCCAUACGGACGCCCAUAUGAAUGGCGCACGAGCGCGGCAGCCCAUACGGAUGCUGCGCAAGCGGCGCCCAUGCUAACUGCGCACUCACCCUUGGCUGUUCUACAGCUGGGGGGAGGCAGCGGGCCAUCUUGACACCCCUCCGAGUGGUGCCCGGGGCGGAACCGCCCCCUCCAUCCCCCUUCGUAUGCCCCUGAGUGUGUGUGUAGGUGCAAAAAAGGGAGUCCCAUUUAUACUGAAAAUAAAAUACCUGCACAGAAUGAAGGAAAUGGCGAAGCUGGCAUACAGAGCCCUUCCUAUAAUUUUGAAGGAAAGGAUCACCAAUCCACUUUAAAUUCUUUCACUGUAAUGCUUCAGCAGCCAGCCAUUUCGUAGGAAACAUGGGGGAGUGUUUAUUCCUUAAUUGUACAUGGAGACUUACACUUCUGCUCAGAAGGAAGUCCCACUGUAUUCAAUGGAGCUUACUCACAGGUAACUGGGUAAAGCCUGGGCAGCCUUACACUGCAAUCUCAAGCAUUUUUACUCAGAACUAUGUCUCACUCAGUUCGAUAGGAUUUACUCUCUGGUAUGUUCUUGACACGGGUAGCGCUGUGGGUUAAACCACAGAGCCUAGGACUUUGCGACCAGAAGGUCGGCGGUUCGAAUCCCUGCGACGGGGUGAGCUCCCAUUGCUCAGUCCCUGCUCCUGCCAACCUAGCAGUUCGAAAGCAUGUCAAAGUGCAAGUAGAUAAAUAGGUACCGCUCUGGCAGGAAGGUAAACGGCGUUUGCUUGCGCUGCUCUGGUUCGCCAGAAGUGGCUUAGUCAUGCUGGCCACAUGACCCGGAAGCUGUACGCAGGCUCUCUCGGCCAAUAAAGCGAGAUGAGCGCCGCAACCCCAGAGUCGGCCACGACUGGACCCUUUACCUUUUAUGUUCUUGAUCACUCAAAAUUUCCAUCAACAUCAUCAUCAUCAGUGCCAACCUGAAUAAAAUAUUGGGGGGGGGCAGGUAAGCCCCACCCCACACAAUCAAUCACAUGACACGGUGCACAUACACUAUAUGAAUGGCAAUGCCCAUCAACUUUGGGGGGGGGGCAGCUCCCUCAAAUAUUUUAUUGGGGGGCAAAUCCCCCUAGGCCCCUAGAAGUUGCCUCCUAUGAUGAUGAUUUCCCCCCCAUCUUUAUCCCUGACUGGGACUCAAGGCAGCUUGCUGCUAAGAUCUUAUUUCCUCCUAUUGAUCUGUGGAAGGUGCUGCAGAUAUUUUAUUGACGACAAUUCUGUGUGGUCAGUUUGGCAGAAAGGUUGACAUUGGCUCCACUGACCGAUGUAUAUGUGUCUAUGGUGUCUAUGGUGUAGGACAGAAUUUCCCUGUUUUGAUCUGAGGAAUGUUGGAGGGCACAGGCUUCUUGUUUUGCAAGAGGUGGAAGGCACGACUUUCAAAAUGGUUUAGAGGGGCUUUAAAUGUAUGUUGUGGAUGCGACCCUGAACUCUCUCCUGACACAUACGUUUGUAAGGAGGUACAUUUACAACAAAGCAGGUACAGCCCAGACGUAGGCUUAUCUCAUCAGUGAAAACUAGGUCAAAAGAAAACUCAAAAGCGACUGUUCAGAGGAGAGAGAGAGGACUAUAUGUGUGUGCGUCUUCAAUAACUGUAGAGGCAAUUAGUUCAGUGGGCUGUAAAACAACAAUCAUUUGAGAUGGAUUUCUGUGUGCCUUUUCAUAUUACAGUUUUCAUCCGCUGCUUUAUUUUCGUAGCCACUCUGAUAUCUUAACAUCGUUUUUUCCCCUACUAGAGUCAUUGCCAAACAUUUGAAAAUGUUAUAGAGAAAGGCAAAAAUGCUUGGUGCGUCACACGUACAAAUAUACACACGCAUACUCUCCCUACUCGACACCUUUUCCAGCCCUCCGGCUAAUAUUUUUUCAAAUGUUAAUGGUGCUUUUUACAAUUGUAUGAGGUUCGGGAAGGAAGAAACACAUCGUCUCAUGAGAGGGAUAAGAUCGGGAUCUUUUUUUAAAAUACUAGAGCUGAGCAGACAUUUUUCAAAAGACGCUUUUUCUGGGAUCAUGUCUUUUUUUUCUCCCUGCCCCCUCCCUAGAAAAAGAAAUAUAGGAAUACAGGAAGAAGGGGUGAAUUUAGGGCAGUGCAACCGGUUCCUCCUCACUGUGUGCUGAGCCUAGGGGGUGCUGCAAAUACGAUGUAGUGAUUUGAGCAGAACUGAAGGUGAGAGGCAAGGGGUGCCCUGAAUUUUGGCCUUGCAUAGGGCGCUGGUGAAAUUUGAAAGACCAAAGUCUGCCCCUUCAGAAAGGUGUCUACUACCAACUCAGCCAUUGGUCUAUCUAGCUCAGUCUUGUCCACACUGACUGACAGUGGCUAUCCAGGGUUUCAGGCAAGGGAAUAUUCCCAGCCCUACCUGGAAAUGCCUGGGAUUGAACCUGGGAUUGAACCUGCGGCCCCUGAGCUAUGAACCUUCCCUACAUCGGUCCAAUAUACCCGAAGGAGCGUCUCCACCCCCUUCGUUCUACCCAGACACUGAGGUCCAGUGCCGAGGGCCUUCUGGCGGUUCCCUCACUGCGAGAAGCCAAGUUACAGGGAACCAGGCAGAGGGCCUUCUCAGUAGCGGCACCCACCCUGUGGAAGGCCCUCCCAUUAGAUGUCAAAGAGAAAAACAACUACCAGACCUUUAGAAGACAUCUGAAGGCAGCCCUGUUUAGGGAAGCUUUUACUGUUUGAUGGAGUCCUGUAUUUUAGUAUUUUGUUGGAAGCCGCCCAGAGUGGAUGGGGAAGCCCAGCCAGAUGGGCGGGGUAUAAAUAAUUUAUUAUUAUUAUUAUUAUUAUUAUUAUUAUUAUUAUUAUUAUUGUGGUACCUCGGGUUAAGUACUUAAUUCCUUCUGGAGGUCCUUUCUUAACCUGAAACUGCUCUUAACCUGAAGCACCACUUUAGCUAAUGGGGCCUCCUGCUGCCGCCAUGCCACCGGAGCACGAUUUCUGUUCUCAUCCUGAAGCAAAGUUCUUAACCUGAACACUAUUUCUGGGUUAGCGGAGUCUGUAACCUGAAGCGUCUGUAACCUGAGGCACCACUGUAUUAUUAUUGCAUUUCCCCUGAAUAUUCACCAUUUCUUUUUCUUUUGGUAUGGUUUAACCAUCAAUCCUUCUUCCCAGGCAAACUCUGGGAAUCGCAGUGCUGAGUGGGGAACAGGGGUCUCCUAACAGCACUCAACACCCUUAACAAACUGCAGCAAUCAGGAUUCUUGGGUGGGGGGGGGAAGACUUCGGCCAGGGAUGUAGGAAGGGGGGCGGGGGGCACCCCAAGUAUCACCAUGGAGAGGGUGACAAAUUAUCAAGGAACAAUUACUGCCCUACUAGGGCAGUUCAUGAAAAACCUUUUUUUAAAAAAUGCCUGUUUCAAAGGUCUUAUUGUCAUGGUCCGGUCUACGGGUGAUCGAAGACCCUGCUGAGGAUGUUGGGACCGGGGGCAAGAUGGUGGGGUGGGAGCAGGAAUGAGAGUCCAGAAGCCAGGAGUCAGGAAGCCAAGAGUCCGAGGGUCAGGAAGCAAGGAGUCAUGAAGUCAAGGGUCCGAGGGUCGAGAAGCAAGGAGUCAAGAAGCCUAGGUCCGAGGAUCAGGAAGCAAGAAGCCAAACACAGCAAGGCAGGAAACGUGUUGUUGUGGCAAAGAGCCAAAGGGAAAUGCUGACCUUAUAUCCCUUCCUGGUUCUUGCCACAAGGUUACCAAGCGGCCUCACCUGUGCGGCCGCAUCUUGCCUCUCCAGAACAAACUUAGGAAGGCCGCAGUCCUGCGAAGCCCUACUGGUCACAGGGCCUGGCUCCUGCAGGCACUCCUGACACUUAUCUUACACCACUAGGGAUUAUAUAGUUAUAUAUGAAAUUUCAUGCAUACAAGUUAAUAUCUUGACCCUCCUCCACAAAAAUAGCUGUUUACUUGGCCGUAUUCCUAUGUCGUGAAGGGUGAAAUUUCAAUUCAGUGGAGCAGGGUCAAGAUAUACACAUAAUAUCUGUACUUACUGUGACAGCACCUGCACUUUGGAACUCCCCGCCUAUUGCAACAAAGCACGUGCCUUUGCUAGACUCUUUUCGGGCAGCUGCUCAAAGCAUUCUUCUUUAGGCAAGCAAUCUUAGAUGCUUAGGAAGCUGAAGUAAUUUUAAUCUUAAUAUUUUAGCUUUUGUAUGUUUUAAAGUAGGAUUGUUAUUUUUUCUUGAUUUUACUGCUGUGCUUUUUUGUUUGUUUUGGUGAACCACUUUGCAGGUUUUUAAAAAUAAAUUUUAUUAAAUAAAUAAACAAUAAAUAUAAAUAAAAUAACACAAGCCAAAACACAAGCCAUCCUGUAGAUUUAAGUAUCUGUCCACAGCCGCCUACUUGUUAUCAGAGGCCCAGAAUCCACAUUCCUUUGUAAGAAAAUAUGAAAUAACGUAAAACCAUUUUUGCAGGCAAAAGAAAUCACUGUGGGGGGAGGUGACAAAGAAAUUUUCCGCACUGGGUACCACCUGCCCUUCCUAUGCCUCUAGCCUUGGCUGCAUUAAAGUGGUAUGAUACUGCUUCAAAUGUCUAAUGCAGAUGGGAUGUUGGAUGGUGUGAAAGUUUGGUGUUUGUACCCGCCCAAAGCAGAAGAAGAAGAAGAAGAAGAAGAGGAGGAGGAGGAGGGGGAGGAGGAGGAAGAAGAAAGGGUGGUGAUGAGGAAGAGAAAAGCCACAUUGGCUAUAAUUUACUUCAUUUGGGUCUUUUCUCAGGGCUUCCUCUUUUGCUACAAACAUUGAGCCGGCUGACAGAACAUCGCUAAAUAGGAGGCGGCUUCUGCUGAUGGAUGCUAUGGCAGAAUCGCCGCAUGUUUAUCUACUUAACAGCCCCGCAGAGUUGCCAAGUUCUACAUCGUGCACUGAUCUUGCUGCGAGGCAGAAUUUAUACCUCCCCAUUUGGACAGUCUUAAUUUUUUCCUUCUGCCAAGAGGAAGACAGCGUAUUCACAAAGGCGAGAAAGAGAAUUCCUGCUAAAAAUGGAAUACUCUUGGAUGUGUAUGUUUUUCCUGCCUGCUCUUUACUUCUCCGGUAUCAGACAUGAGUUUUGGAAGUCAUUUGGAACCGUAACAGGAGCAUAAUGGGCCUUGCCUUAAGUGCAUUUUUUUGUGUGUGCUAUGAAAUCUGAUGGCCUCUCCUUCUUCUCUGGCCCUAUAAAUUCCCAAGGCAGCUUCCCAGAAAGGGAAAAAGGGAUCCUGCAGGAGUCUACGCUGUGCAGCAGGGAUUGGGAACCUGUGGCCCUCCAGAUGUUGUGGUCCAUUGGAUUGCUUGCCCACCUUUCAUCCAAAUUUUCCAGGGAGCGUUGCAACAAUAUAAAAAUGGAAGAUUAAAACCAGCUCAACCAUGCUUUGGUUGAGAUUCCUGCAUUACGGGGGGUUGGAACGUUAACAACUUAGGACCAUCAUGUACCCUCUCAUCUGCUUUGAUCUGUGAAAUUGGAUCUACUACAGGUGCCACAAUAAUACCCAUUCCACAUUUGUAAUAACUCAGUCAUUUAAUAUGGCAGUGGUUACACUUUGGAACUCCCUGCUUAUUGAGAUCAAGCAGGCAUCGCCACUGUACUCUUUUCGGUGCCGGUUAAAAACAUUAUUGUUUAGACCUGCCUACCCAGGCCCUAAGACACGGGUGGCGCUUUGGGUUAAACCACAGAGCCUAGGACUUGCCGAUCAGAAGGUCGGCAGUUCGAAUCCCCGCGACGGGGUGAGCUCCCGUUGCUCAGUCCCUGCUCCUGCCAACCUAGCAGUUCGAAAGCAUGUCAAAGUGCAAGUAGAUAAAUAGGUACCGCUUCAGCGGGAAGGUAAACGGCGUUUCCGUGUGCUGCUCUGGUUCGCCAGAAGUGGCUUAGUCAUGCUGGCCACAUGACCCAGAAGCUGUAUGUCGGCUCCCUUGGCCAAUAAAGCGAGAUGAGCGCCACAACCCCAGAGUCGGUCACGACUGGACCUAAUGGUCAGGGGUCCCUUUACCUUUACCCAGGCCCUAAGAGAGUUGAGGUCAAAUUAAUCUGUAUUCACAUUUUACAGUAUUUUAAAGACUUUGUUUCCUGUCUUGCCAAAGGCUUAUGCGUGAGGUACUUUCUAGAGGGCUUUUCACUGCUGGUUAAAUUAUUUUACUUCCAUGGAACAGAGGGGAGAAACAGGGUGUUUUUGAGCCCAAUUUCUCUGCAUGUGGGGAAAGACUAUAACAGGGGUCAGCAAACUUUUUCAGCAGGGGGCCGGUCCACUGUCCCUCAGACCAUGUGGUGGGCCGGACUAUAUUUUGAAAAAAAUAUAUGUAUGAAUUCCUAUGCCCCACAAAAAGCACACAUUCUACUCAUGUAAAAACACCAGGCAGGCCCCACAAAUAACCCAGAGAUGCAUUUUAAAUAAAAAGGUACAUUCUAUUCAUGAAAAAACACGCUGAUUCCUGGGCUGUCUGUGGGCCGGAUUUAGAAGGCGAUUGGGCCAGAUCUAGCCCCUGAGCCUUAGUUUGCCUACCCAUGGACUAUAACAUAUGUAUGAGAGCCAGUGUGGUGUAGUGGUUAAGAGUGGUGGACUCGUAAUCUGGGGAACUGGGUUCGCGUCUCCGCUCCUCCACAUGCAGCUGCUGGGUGACCUUGGGCCAGUCACACUUCUCUGAAGUCUCUCAGCCCCACUCACCUCACAGCGUGUUUGUUGUGGAGGAGGAAGGGAAAGGAGAAUGUUGGCCACUUUGAGACUCCUUCGGGUAGUGAUAAAGCGGGAUAUCAAAUCCAAACUCUUCUUCCUCUUCUAUGUAAUAGCUCAGUUGGCUGGACCAGUGUUUUUCAACCACUGUUCCGUGGCACACUAGUGUGCCGCGAGAUGUUGCCUGGUGUGCCGUGGGAAAAAUUGAAAAAUUCGAAACAUUAAAAAAAAUUAAAAAUUCAAAUUUUCACCCACUAGGCGGGCGCCGGACUGUGUCCUGGGUAUGGGGUGGGUGGGGUUUUUGACCCCACCCUCGGCCAGCAGGGGCGCCGAUUGGCGCUCCUCAGGGGGACACCCUCUACUUUUCUGAUGUCUGGGCUGUGAUUGGUCCAGACUCCAGCCUGGACCUAUCACAGUAGGACAUCAUCUUCUGACUUCCUUCCCGCCCGAGCACAGUGUGCGCAGCAGCGGAGAGAAGAAGACAUCGCGACUCGAGUCACCAGGAGGACCGGAGAAGUUGUCAUUUUAUUUCUCUUCAGUCUCCACUGAAUGCCUUGACUGGGUUAGGGACCCUUAUAGCUCAGCAUCAGUUGGUGGAAAGGACAUGACUUUACAGGAGCAGGAGGAACUAACUGAACUGAGACAAAAUCGUGGUUUCAAGCUAAGAUUUGCUGACCUACCUCUGGACAGUUUUUGGUUGGAUACUGCCAAGGAGUUCCCCCUUCUGGCAAACAAAGCUAUUUUGACAUUGCUCCCAUUUUCCACUACAUAUCUGUGUGAGAUGAGCUUUUCAAGCAUGAUUGCUAUAAAAACUAAAUACAGAGAG
Molecule: messenger RNA, 15003 nt
Organism: Podarcis lilfordi (Lilford's wall lizard)
Lineage: Eukaryota; Metazoa; Chordata; Lepidosauria; Squamata; Lacertidae
Source: the annotation of a GenBank genome assembly